CAACGACCAGAAACGAAGUUGUGCGCGCGCGCGCAUGCAUCUGGACGGAAUCACAGAAACGCAGCAGAGUUCCCGGUUGUUGGAGGACAUCUAAAACACCUUAAGACAUUUGACUGAUUUUCAUAUACCUUAUUUUUUUCUCUCUGACAUUUUUUAAAAUAUGAAUGAAACCCUGAGAAGUGGAUGUGGAGAGGAUUAUUUAUGAUUUUUUACACGUUAUAAUGCAUUUAUACAUUUGUAUAUGAAUUAUGUCAGGGUGAUUUGUAGGCGACACAUGCACAGCACCUCAUCUGAAGAAAAUUAAGCGAUUCAUUUUGAUGAAUGAGAAGAACUUAGAGCGCAUUCAUGAGAGUCCGGCAAACUUUGCGAAAACUUUUUCUCCGCGUGGAUCGGAACCGGAGCUGACCGCAUCCCCUCUGGUGGACGACCGAGAAGACUUCAAGCCAAGAUGAAGUGUCAGAGAGUCCUAACUUAUUUGAGGAUAUGUGGGACCACUAUGUUUGGUGUGUCUCUCCUUGUGGGCAUCUCCACUGCCUACAUCAUGGGCUACCAGUUCUUCACUACCGCCCAAAAUCACCUUUCCUUUGGCUUGUAUGGGGCCAUAUUGGUUGUCCACCUCAUUAUUCAAAGCCUUUUUGCACUCCUAGAACACAGAAGGAUGCGUCGUUCCUUAGAGACACCAAUCAAACUAAAUAAAUCCUUGGCACUGUGCAUCGCAGCAUAUCAAGAAGACCCAAACUACCUAAGGAAAUGCCUAGUUUCAGUGAAGAGGCUGACGUAUCCUGGGAUAAAAGUGAUCAUGGUAAUCGAUGGAAACUCUGAAGAAGACUUGUACAUGAUGGAGAUUUUUAAAGAGGUCAUGGGAUGGGACCGAUCAGUCACAUACGUGUGGCGAAGUAAUUAUCAUCACAGAGGCCCAGAGGAGACUGAUGAGAGCUAUGCUGAGAGCCUCCAGCAGGUCUCCAGACAUGUGCUUAACAACAAGUGUGUGUGCAUCAUGCAGAAGUGGGGAGGGAAGAGAGAAGUCAUGUAUACAGCCUUCAAAGCACUGGGAAGGAGCGUGGACUAUGUUCAGGUGUGUGACUCUGACACCAUGCUGGACCCAGCAUCAUCAGUUGAGAUGGUGAAGGUUCUGGAGGAAGACCCUAUGGUAGGAGGUGUCGGAGGAGAUGUACAGAUCCUAAAUAAGUACGAGUCAUGGAUCUCCUUCUUGAGCAGCGUUCGAUACUGGAUGGCCUUCAACAUCGAGCGGGCUUGCCAAUCCUACUUUGGUUGUGUUCAGUGCAUCAGCGGGCCAUUAGGAAUGUACCGAAACUCCCUGUUGCACGAGUUUCUUGAAGACUGGUACAAUCAGACAUUUAUGGGGUCCCACUGCAGUUUUGGGGAUGAUCGUCAUCUCACCAACAGGGUUCUCAGCCUUGGUUAUGCAACCAAAUACACUGCUAGGUCCAAGUGCCUCACUGAGACUCCAGUUACAUAUUUGCGCUGGUUAAAUCAGCAGACUCGAUGGAGUAAGUCGUACUUUAGAGAAUGGCUCUACAACUCCAUGUGGUUCCACAAGCAUCAUUUAUGGAUGACUUAUGAAGCUGUGAUCACUGGCUUCUUCCCAUUUUUUCUCAUUGCCACUGCAAUUCAACUCUUCUACCAAGGAAGGCUCUGGAAUAUUUUGUUGUUUCUACUUAUUGUUCAAGCAGUGGCACUGAUCAAGUCAUCUUUUGCAAGCUGCCUCAGAGGCAACAUCGUCAUGGUGUUCAUGUCGUUCUAUUCUGUACUGUACAUGUCCAGCCUGUUGCCGGCAAAAAUGUUUGCCAUUGCAACUAUCAACAAGUCAGGCUGGGGGACCUCUGGAAGGAAAACUAUAGUGGUGAACUUUAUUGGUCUUAUUCCAAUAUCUGUCUGGUUCUCAAUCCUUUUCAUUGGGAUUAUAUACACAGUAAUCCAGCAGACAAGAAAACCCUUUCCCGAAUCAGAGAAGAUUGUUCUGAUCAUUGGGGCAGUGGUCUAUGCCAGUUACUGGGUCAUGCUGUUGACGCUAUAUACCACACUCAUAAACAAAUGUGGGAAGAGGAAGAAGGAAACACAUUUUGAUAUGGUGCUGGAUGUUUGACAUAGAGACAAUACAUAUCAUGUACCACGAACUCUUGUUUUUGUUUACAAAGGAUUGCUUUCUGUCUCUUUAUUUUAUUUUUUUAAUAAAUUCAGAACAGCUCUGGAUGUCAAACUGGUUGAUUUCAACCACUUUAGACUGCAGUGACUGUAAUUCCUGACUUCAAUAUAUAGAUGAUGAUUAAGUAAAAGUCAAUGCAGAGUAAUUCAAAAGAUGAUUAAUGGUUAGUCGGUACAGAUAAAGGCACGCUACCAUGUAAUUUUUUUCUACAAACUGCUUUUAAGUAGUAAUACUUCUUUUUAAAUUAAACAUAAAUAAAGAAAUGAACCUACUUGUAACCAACUUUGAUAACUUUGAUAACAUUUACCAGUGGGUUUAGGUGCCUUGUGGUUGACACAAAAAAAGUAUUGGACCUAUUAUUUAUUAGCUACCUCUGGUUGUUGUCAUUCUCACUGGGCUUCAUCAAAGAUUGCGGUUUAGCAGCCAUAAAAACUGUCGAUGUUUUCAGCCUCUGCUGCUCGGUUUACGCUCUAGCUUGUUUUGUUCACACGGCGUGUGUCUUGGAAAUUUUUGGACACCCUUACUGAGCUAAAUAAAAUACAAUUUCCCAAUAAAGGAAAACCGAGAAGUGGGCUAGUCUAAUGACUCUACAGCUUGAAUGAUUGUAAUCAGUAACCAGCCUUCUGUAAUCAGUGUUAUUUCAGUCAUGAAUACUGAAAGAAACACUGUCGUGACUGUAUAAAUGCCAUAAACUAGUGACGAAAGCCACUUUAGGUCUGUUCAUCGGAAGUAUCUGCUUUAGGGGGUCAGCCCUUCCUGAAAUUCCACAAACAGGACAUUUUGUGGGCACAGUGCCACUUAGGGUACUGUGCUAUAGGUGGGAUGGUGUGACCCACACUUUGGGCCUAUAAAACUCUCCCACUCGUUUGAAGGCAACAAAUGUCACAACUGGAACUGGCAGGAGAAUCAAAUAGUUACCUUGAUUUGUUUCUCCAGAGAGCACUUCUCGUUUGUGAUAGACUUAAAUGUAGAGUGAUAUUUAUUGUUUAGUGACAGUUACUGCUAAUCUGUAGCUGUCAUUUACAAGUGAUUAUUGAAAGUGUUGUUUUUCGAUGGUUUGUUCCCUUUUUUUUUAAGCGAAUGCAAACAUUUGACGAGAAUUAGGAAUGUGAGACAACAGAUAGAGAAUGUCAGUAGUUACAGUAUUCUCAGUAUUAUUUCUUCGGUGUCGGUGAGUAUGAUCUUCAUUUAAUCGGAUGAACCUACAACCACACACCAGGGAUCAUUUCACCGCUGCUGUGACUCUUUAUUUGCAUAAAAAUCAAGAAUGUUUUAAAGUUGGUUGGGUGGAAAAUCCGUCCAAAGAUUUUGUUUUGCUUUGUUUCAUUUCAUCUUUCAGUGACUGGGUAAGAGGGAAUUUUGUAACACGUUUUGGCUUCUCUGUACUAUGAGACCUGCAAAGAGAAGAAUAAAUGUGGGAGACAAUGUUUUCUUUGAUGUGGAUAAAUGUCCUACUUGUUAAUGGGAAUAUGAACGAAGGCACAUUUUAGUAUUAAAUUAAACCAAUGUUUGCUAUUGACCAGGUGUCAACAUGAGUUCAAAUAUUAAGCACUUUUAUGUUUCUCCCAUUUUCUGCAUCAUGCUUGACAUAAUUAAGAUGAAAUACCUCAGUAUGUUCUCUUGACUUUGCAGUACAAUGUCAAGGACGCUGUCGAUUCUGAAAUGUUUCAUUAAUUUAUUACUCAUUUGUCAAGCUGAGUGCAAAACUGCCUCUUUACUGGUAUAAAUCUACAAUGUUUUGUGAAUCCGAGCCGGAUAUUUUUCUGCUUUGGUGGUUCUUUGAUGUAGUUGUUUACAAAUUUCUAUUUUAUGCUUUAAUGCAUUUCGACCCAAAGACAGUUUGUUCUAUUUUUGUCUAUCUGCCAAAGAUUUUGUAUUUUUAUUCAUGUUUUUAGAAGAAAAAAAUGUAAAUGUUGUGCUUAAAACUGUUCCAACGGUGACUUGUAUAUUUGACCAAACAAUGUGAAACUAUGAGUUGGAAAUUAUGUCUGUGAUAACAGUGAAAUGCAAUUUGUUUGGAUAAAUUAUUGUUUUGUACUUGAUAAUUAAAACUGCAUAUUUAUUUAAAACUGGUUUAAGAAAAGCACUCUCCCUGCUUUUCAAAUUCCAAAUAUAAAGACAAUUAGAAAAAAAAGUUAAAGUAAAUUCUUAGUUGUGUAACAUAAACUACAUAUCAACAUAAUUGUUUGCUGUGUGAAACUAUAAUAUGACAUAAAGAUGCUCUUUGUUUGCAGGAAGAUGUUUUGGGUUUAAAUCCUUCCGCUGGUUCUCGUAUACUUGUUGUCCUUGUGGCGUCGGAAACACGCAUCUGGGGAUGAAAAAAGGAAUUGGGUGCAUGUGUAUGUGUCUGUCAGUUACCUGUCCCAGGUGUACCAAAUGGGGGGACAAUGGAAUCCCAGAGUUUAACUUCAGUUUUUUGCACAAUAUUCAAUAAAGACAUUAAUUUCAAACAUUCUGAAUAAAAAUAAUCUCGCCAACUGUUUCACAAAAAUGUUGAUUUGUUCAACGAGUGACAAUGUGUUUGAAAAUUUACAGAGAAAUCACACAUGAAAACUUGUGAUAUUUUGAUCCUUUUAAGUUUGUCUAAACCCCCAAAUUAGGAAAACUGAAAUACAAAAUGAUUCAGUCAGUAGUGGUGAGAUGCAUUUUUUUGGUUGUACUAAAAUUGUUUUGUUAAAGUUCUUGAAUCCAUUUAUUUCUCAAAGUUUUCAUGUAUAUACUUUUAUUUACGGUCUCAUUCCCAAAUAAAGCUGCUAAUGUAUAAUUA
This is a messenger RNA of Oryzias latipes (Japanese medaka), 4934 nucleotides long. RefSeq names its product hyaluronan synthase 2 (gene has2). Gene Ontology annotation, molecular function: hyaluronan synthase activity. Gene Ontology annotation, cellular component: plasma membrane. Gene Ontology annotation, biological process: extracellular matrix assembly; hyaluronan biosynthetic process; polysaccharide biosynthetic process. The record is from RefSeq and is a predicted model, not a curated record. Lineage: Eukaryota; Metazoa; Chordata; Actinopteri; Beloniformes; Adrianichthyidae.